GAUGAAGUUUCGAGGAGAGUACGAUUGUCUCGGCCGUUUGUAAAGAUUCUGUGACAACCCAGGAAAUUUUGCAAGAGAGAGAGAAGCCUUGGUACUUUGCUGAUAAAUCUAAAUCGAAUGAUUUUAUGCUGGGAUCGAAAAUUCCGCUUAAAAACGAACCCGAACAGGAAGAACUUGAAGUCACGAUUUUGAAAUAAGCUGAAGUGUUUGUCGUCACACACAGUUUGUUAUUCAUGGUUCUGAGGAGAUCCUUCGACGUAAUAAUGGUUAUGAUGGUUUCAGCGUGUUUUUGAGAACCUGGAAGGGCAAGUCCGAAUAUUUUGAUUUUGAAUCAUAACGAAUCACGCGAGUGACAUAUUUCUUGAUUGUAGUGAAAUUGAAACUGAUUGGCCUGAUUUGCAUUUUAAAUCUACCUGGUUUGUGUGGUUUAUCGUUUACCAUGGAAAAACAGAGAGGAAAUUUGGACGAUCUCAUGUCCUUCUCCUCCGAUGAAGAAGACAAUGUUGCCCCAAGGUCCGAUGUUUCUUGGUUGACUGUCUUGUCUUCUGAAUUCGAAGGAAUGGGUGUAAGUUCAUCCGGCGCUGACACAGUUCGCUCGCUGCCACCGAAUUUCUGUUUGUCAAACGGCAAAGAAACAAGCAAUCUUCGAAAUGGAAAUGACAAUUCGAACCGAACGUUACAGUCGACUAAACCAGGAGCAAGAUUUACACAUUCAAGUCAUAUUAGAGAAGAACACUCAAAUUGUUUCAAUUUUACGACUACCACUGCGAGUGCGACAGGUCGUCACAGUUUACCUGAAGAGGCGAACAGAUUACGGGCGUCCCGUUCUUGCGAUGACCUCUCACCGCCCAGGAACCAAGUGGAAAAACCAAGCAAAGUCGCGGAAUUUCGUCACGGUGGAUUUCCCAAUUAUCACACGUUAUUUAGGCCCCCAUCAGAAGUAAUGGACUCUAGACACCCAUCGGAUCCUAGUGGCAAAACAGAGGUUGAAAAUGCUGUAGGUGUACAGUCCUACUCCUCUAGACUUAAUGUGACUUUGAAAGGUCAUGAUUCAGAUGUUGGAAUAGCAAUUGCAGACCAAUCUUUCAGCAGCAAUACCUCAUCAAAUUCUAGCAAAGAACACCCCUACGGUUCUAUCACUUUAAAGCGUGAAAAGCUUCCAGGAGAAUCAUUCAGAAAGCCAGUCCAGAGAAAAACUUUGUCAGAAGGAAAGUUGGCAAAAGACACUGUUUUCUUUCCAUCGCAGACAACUCACAAUGCACACAGCUCUAAAACAUAUCCCAGAAAUACAAGACCUUUGACAGUGAACCUCCCCGAGGAAGACGAGGUUGGUAUGCUUCAACAAUCUUCAAAAGAGUCACGUGUUCGAUUGAAGUCCGUUUCCUCCAGUCGGUCACCCCCUUUUAAGCUUUCCAAUCGCCCAGUCUCUGCUUCACUGUCGGACAAAACGUCACUGGGUCCAUCGAUGUCAAGGAACAGUUCUGGUUGUGAUUCAAAGUUCCUUUUUUUUGGAGAUGGUUUGUUCGAUGUCGCCAAAGAGAGGAAUGAAGAGGCUACUGCUUUUAGUGCAAUGAUGACCUCUGUCAGGUCAAACUUUCGCUGGGAUGAAGAAACGAACGCCGGUCAUGUUUUAAGUCCCACGAUACCCUAUGAUCACGAAGCAUUUCCGAGCAACACCGACGCAUUUAUUGCCAUCUACACCGAUCAACGACAGGACACCCUCAAGUUCACCUUUACUGUACAUAGCCGUGUCUGCAAAAUAAUCGAGCUCGCCCUGAGUUGCUUGUCAGAUGAUGUUAAAUUUCUAGAGUACAGCUCAGCCGCAGUGUAUGUGCUUAAAGUCUGUGGACGUUCUGAGUAUCUGGAAUCAAACGGAAUCCUUAUCCAGUAUGCCUAUGUGCAGGAAUGCAUCAAGUUUAAACGUGAAGUUGAACUUGUCCUAGUCGAGAGUUGGCAAGUUUCCAGGCAGCUGGCUCGGACUGAAGAAGACGACUUGGAUGGCAUCGUUUCCCACAACUACAAAGAGUUUUUUGACUGCCCUGUGACCACCGCUGUAUCGAGAUAUGGGCUGACUGUGCUGUUAGAGGCAUUUAAUCAAGAACUGGUCAAACUCUUGGAAGAAAGUACUAGUUACACCAAGCCAUGGUUUGAGCCAAACCGUACAAUCCAAGCCGUGAAAGCCAUCUGUACCACCCUGGCAACCUUGGAAACGAAAGAGGUGAUCGAUUCCAUCCGAAAUUUACAAAAUCUACAAAAGGCUGCUGAGGUUUCUGAUAGAAUGGUUCCUAACCAGUUCGAUCUGAAUGAUGCUCUCUCAAAGUUGCAAUCAGCUGUUUUGCUCCUUAUCGAGAUGUACUGUGAUGCGUUUGAUACCGAGUUUGUUCCCACUCGGAUAGAGAGACCCAAACUGUCCGGAUCUAUAGAGGUUACAGCCAUGACAGACAACGUCCGUAUCCAAGUGGCAUUCGCCCAUAGACUGCCUGUGCAAUGGAACCAAGACUUCGAAAGCUUUGAAGUUCGAAGUGGAAUUUACUAUGGGGGGCGCCUGACGUGCCCAGUCGAAGUGACGAAGCAAAUUAAGAUAACCCGAAAUUUCUUCGACCAGCUGAUGUGGAAUGAAUGGCUGCAAUUCAAGAUGCAAGUUCGUCAACUCCCACGUGAGUCUCGUCUGUGUUUCACACUUUAUGGCGUUCAACCGAUUGGCAAAGGAAACACCUUGAAUACCAGCAGAACUCCACUUGGGUGGGUUGCACUACCACUCUUCGAUUUUAAGGGCGUUUUGGUGUCGGGAACGCAUCUCCUUGGUUUAUGGCCGGAUGACGCAGCCAACCCAGUUGGCACUUGUACAUCAAACCUGCUGCAUCCAUCCAGUGUCAUUCUGCAAGUCGAAUUCGAACGCUAUUUGGCUGAUAUUGUCUUUCCAGAUUUCGAAAGCAAUGGCUGGCUACCUCGCGAUGAAACGGAUCGCUGUGAGCCCCAGCCCAAAACCGCUGAAGUAUACAAGAAUAUUUUGGAGAAAGAUCUCUUCAAUGAGCUGAAGCCAGAGGAGAGCGAACUUCUUUGGGAACAUCGCCAUUACUGCAUGUCAGUGCCAAGAGCGCUACCUCUCAUCUUGUCUGCAGCGCCAUCUUGGGAGUACGGUUUCCUUCCAGAAAUCUACAAUCUUCUGGCAUCUUGGGCCCCUUUAAAACCAGUGGAUGCUUUGGAGCUGCUGAAGGUCAAUUUUCCGGACACCCGUGUGAGAGAUACGGCGGUUCAGUGGAUGGAAGCAGUUGUUGAUGAUGAAUUGUGCGAUUACCUUCCUCAGCUCGUCCAGGCCGUAAAGUAUGAAAUCUAUCACGACUCCUCUUUAGUUCGCUUCCUUAUCCGCCGGGCUCUUGCCAGUGUCAGAGUCAUGCAUUAUCUCUUCUGGUACCUGAAGGACACUAUCGGUGAUCCACAGUUCGGUCAGCGAUUCCAAAUUAUUCUCGGUGGUCUGUUGAAUAUCUGUGGAAAUGCCCAAAGGUGCGAGUUUACGAUGCAAGACGAAGUUGUCGCUGACCUUGCAGAAGUGGCCCGGAAAGUCAAAACCUCAAGAGAAUCAUCACGAAUGAAUGUCCUUCACCAAGAACUAGCAGUGGUGGCUGCUAACUUUGGUCCAACCUUUAGGCUUCCAAUAGGCCCAAGUUAUGAGGUGAAAGGUGUUAACGUUCCAGCCUGUGGAUACUUUACAUCGCAUUCUGCGCCAUUGCGACUCAUUUUCAAGAGCGUUGACCCGUUUGGCGAAGAUGUCCACGCAAUGUUCAAAAUUGGGGACGAUAUGAGACAAGACCGGCUUAUCCUGCAGCUUGUGGGAAUCAUGAACAAGAUCUGGUUACGAGAAGGAAUCGAUUUGAAAAUGAUUACCUACAAAUGUGUGGCAACUGGGGUUGGGAUGGGGAUGGUGGAAAUUGUGAAAGAGUCGGUCACGCUUCGAGAAAUCCAUACCGAGCUCGGUCUGACAGGUUCUUUCAAGGAUGAGCCAAUAGCAAGAUGGAUCCAAAAGUACAACACUGGCGAUGAAAGCUACCAACAAGCUGUGGAGAAUUUUACAGCUUCAUGUGCAGGCUACUGCGUUGCCACUUAUGUCCUCGGUAUCGGCGAUCGUCAUAACGACAAUAUUAUGAUCAAGAAAAGUGGUCACAUGUUUCAUAUUGAUUUCGCCAAGAUCCUUGGAAACGCUCAGAUGUUCGGCACAUUUCGACGCGAUCGGGCUCCCUUCGUCUUGACUUCAGACAUGGCUUUCGUCAUAAACGGAGGCUACCAGCCGAGUAGUCGUUUUCAAGACUUUGUAGACCUCUGCUGCAAGGCGUUUAACGUCAUUCGGCGCCAUUCCAACUUGCUGCUUAAUUUGUUGUCCUUGAUGCUGAAUUCUGGAAUAUCCUGCUUGAGUCAGGUGGCGGAUUUAAAGUACAUUAGAGAUUCCUUGCUUCCAGAUUCCUCAGAAGGAGAAGCUACGGCGGCGUUCACAAGACUAAUCGAGGCUAGUCUGUCAUCAUGGUUCACUCAAGUCAAUUUCUUCAUUCAUAAUGUCGCUCAGAUCAGAGACGUUAGUCAAAUACGAAUCUCGACAGGUACAAACGCCAGCGCAAGCUCUGUUCUUUCAUUCGUUCACGGAACAUAUUCUGUCGACUCAGACGGGUUGGUAGAAUCUGCUCGUGUUGUGGACAUCCACAAGCGCUACAAUCCUGAGAAAUAUUACGUUUACGUUGUAAACAUUUGCCGACUUGGAGUUCAAGAACCGGCGUUUGUUUUUCGCAGGUUCAGCCAUUUUUACGAGCUACAUUCAAAGCUCUCCGAGGCUUUUCCGGAAACCAGUCUGCCCAAACUCCCUAGCAAAAAAUAUAUCGGUCGUUCGCAGAUCCGUGUUGUUGCCGAGCGGAGACGAAGUGACCUUGACGAUUACAUCCGCCAUUUACUGAUGCUGCCUCCUGAAAUUUCAGAAUCGGAACUCCUGUACACAUUCCUUCAUUCUCUUCAGCAAGACAAGAAAGAUGCACGCUUGUUCUCGGCUCCCUUGCUUCCGGAGGAAAAACGAAACCGCCAAAGAGUCAUUGGGGGACAAGUGAAGUUGCAGAUUCGGCACGAGUGCGAUGCCCUUCGCGUCAUGGUUAUGCACGCGAAAGAUUUAUCUGCAAGAAAUACAACAUAUCUGGCAGAUCCUUACGUCAAACUAUACCUCCUUCCAGAUCCUAUUAAGGCUACAAAACUCAAGACCAAGAUUGCACGGAAAACACUCAAUCCAACAUUUAACGAAACAUUACUGUACAGUAUACCGGAGCAUGAAGUCAGACAGCGACAUCUGCAGGUCACUGUACUGGACCAUGAAAAUGUAGGCGAGAACGAAUUCCUCGGUGGACUGAUCAUCGACCUGUCACAAGCUGAGCUUAAGACGUCUGUGGCUCGGUGGUUCACCCUAACAGACAUUAGAAAACCGCCAUGAUCACGCACAACGUUCAUGGGACCAUUCAUUGUGAGAAGAAACUGGAGAAGCUGCACCCAAGGAACUACUGAUUAGUGCCUACAGCCCUUCAUCACUUACUGUGCCAAUCACAUCAUAGGAAAUAAAAAUGAACUCAGUGAAAUUUAUUUGUGCCCAAUUUGUGCCCAGCACCAAAGCAAGUGGAAAAGACGAACAACUUGGAUGGAACUCUUUGCUGGAUUUUAUUUAAGUCUACGAGCACGCAUGUGGAAUUCAAAGAAACAUUCAGAUAAAACAGUCUUAAGGAUGCAGUUGGAUCAAGAGAAUCGCGAACUGCUUGCUCUCUAUCAACAUUUAGAUAUCUCCACUCACCAGUAAAUAUGGAAGGUUCCAAAAGGAGAAACUGGAACUUCACGUUAUUAGUAGAGAUGCAAGUAUGUCUGUUUCCUUAUCCAGCCACACUCUCUAACUUUUUAUCACAGUAGUUCCACGACGAUGGUAGUGUAAAUUUAAGUCUUGUACUGUAUCUGUUAGAGCAGUUGCUAAAAUUACCGGUUGUUAGUCAAAGUGAGUGUCAUACUUAAGUAUUAAGUUCCGCAACGUUGAAUAUUAUGCACAGUUAGCAGAGGAGUCAGAUUUGACUUUGUUAAUAGACACCCAAUGAGAUCUCGUAUAUCACUGGUCAAACGAGUCACGCUGCAAAUGUACGGUUUUUGUAACCUAAAAUACAGUCAGAUUUAACUCUUCUGCUACCUAGGUUUAUAGUUUGGGUUCUCGAGACCACGUGUUGCAAGUUUUUUACUUAUUGUUUUGACCUUUAUUAUGACAUUAUCGUUACAAGCUUUUCUAGCUUGUAAUAGGUCAACGAGCCGAAAAGUGAACUAGCGAAAAACGGCGGGAAUUGGACACAAACUAUUUCCUUGGCAACCGCCGUCUUUCGCCCGACCGCUCUUGGACCGAUUUCCUUUAGCAUGCGCAACUGAAAACCACUGAAGGACUACUUCUUCGUGUUGAUUAUUCAUUUCAUUUGGCCGAUCGAUCCAUCGAUGGAUCUUAUCUUGUUUGAAGUUUAGAAAGUCAGUAAAAGGAUUUCAAAGGAGGUGAAAAAUACAAUAGAUGAUAGAAGCUAAUAGAGCGGUUUUCGAUUGAGUGUCGUAAAACCCAAAAUAAAGCAAUCACAUUAGCCAAUCGUUGCAAGGAAAAUAUCGCAAGGAACCAAUGAGAACUCGAAGUAUAGAACAAGCAAACUGCCUGAAGCGCGGGAAAACGUGUGUGACCAAAUCCCUAUUGGUCUCAGAUUUGAAUCUGAUUGGUUGAGAAAGUGGUGCGAGUUCACAUAGCGAAGUAAAGCAAAACCGGAGCAAUCCCGGGGUUACUUUCGACAUUAGUUGAAAAUUGCUCUAUCUUAGCUAAUGAAGUUUAUAUUCUUUCUGAAUGGUGUCUCAAAACUGUCAUAAUAUGACUGCCAUGAAUUUCUGUGAAAUCACAUUAUUAUUUAUUCGUCUUCUCAUGCUGUCGCGUACAGAAGUUCUAACUCUAAGUGAAACUCGUGUUUUCCGAUUAAGGAGAAUAUUUAUAAAAUGAUUUAAACCUAGAAGGUGAUUUUGUGUGAUCCUCCGAAGGAGGAAUUAUCAAUAAGCUUAUUGAUUGGUAGCGACCUGGUGAGUUCAAACAGAAGUUGUCACUGAAGUCACAGCUAUCGAGUCUGAAGACAGGUUUAGCAAAGAUGACAAAGAAUUUAUGUAGAAAUCAUCGUUCGUUUCCUGUAGUUGCACCGACCAAUUUUUUGAAAGUAACCCUAGUAACUGAAGUCGCACUGCAAAUCUUCAAACUCAGGCAGUAUUUAAUAUUCCAUUCUUACUUCUUAUUUAUUUGUAUUACUGGCGUCACCUUGAUUUUCGAUUUCUGGGUUUUGACCAUUGCUAUUUUUAAAGAUGCCAUGCCACUGUUUUGUAAAUCAGUUCGGAGUUCAAACUAGUACACCUUAUAGCUUAUUGAGAGACAGAAAAGCACAUUAAAAGUGUGUGAA
This is a messenger RNA of Pocillopora verrucosa, 7469 nucleotides long. RefSeq names its product phosphatidylinositol 4-phosphate 3-kinase C2 domain-containing subunit beta-like. Gene Ontology annotation, biological process: phosphatidylinositol 3-kinase/protein kinase B signal transduction; cell migration; phosphatidylinositol-3-phosphate biosynthetic process. Gene Ontology annotation, cellular component: cytoplasm; phosphatidylinositol 3-kinase complex; plasma membrane. Gene Ontology annotation, molecular function: 1-phosphatidylinositol-4-phosphate 3-kinase activity; 1-phosphatidylinositol-3-kinase activity; phosphatidylinositol binding. The record is from RefSeq and is a predicted model, not a curated record. NCBI's taxonomy places the organism in Eukaryota, Metazoa, Cnidaria, Anthozoa, Scleractinia, Pocilloporidae.